Messenger RNA from Clupea harengus (Atlantic herring), 1641 nucleotides. RefSeq names its product eukaryotic translation termination factor 1b (gene etf1b). Lineage: Eukaryota; Metazoa; Chordata; Actinopteri; Clupeiformes; Clupeidae. Gene Ontology annotation, biological process: translational termination. The record is from RefSeq and is a predicted model, not a curated record. Gene Ontology annotation, molecular function: translation release factor activity.
UAACUUCACCCCACGUGAGCUAAACCGUACCACGCGCAGCAAGCCCGAACCGGCUCGGUAGGCAACGUCAGAGAAUAGCAGGCAGGUACAAACAACAGAAGUGGUAUUGGAGACGCAGUAAAGCAACUACCAAGGAGUCAGUCCUGAAACGAUUCAAGAAAGAUGGCGGACGACCCCACCGCAGCAGACAGAAACGUGGAGAUCUGGAAGAUUAAGAAGUUGAUCAAAAGUCUUGAAGCUGCCAGAGGGAAUGGCACGAGUAUGAUCUCUCUCAUCAUUCCUCCGAAGGACCAGAUUUCUCGAGUGGCCAAGAUGUUGGCUGAUGAAUUUGGCACAGCCUCCAAUAUCAAAAGCAGAGUCAACCGGCUCUCUGUGCUCGGAGCCAUCACGUCUGUACAACAGAGACUCAAGCUCUACAACAAAGUGCCACACAAUGGCUUGGUGGUGUAUUGUGGAACCAUUGUGACAGAAGAGGGCAAAGAGAAAAAAGUCAACAUCGACUUUGAGCCUUUCAAACCAAUCAACACAUCCUUGUAUCUGUGCGAUAACAAAUUCCACACUGAGGCUCUUACCGCCUUGCUGUCAGAUGACAGUAAAUUUGGCUUCAUUGUGAUUGAUGGGAGUGGUGCACUCUUUGGGACUCUCCAGGGAAACACUAGAGAAGUGCUUCACAAGUUCACUGUGGACCUUCCCAAAAAGCAUGGUAGAGGAGGUCAGUCUGCCUUGCGUUUCGCCCGUCUGAGAAUGGAGAAGAGGCACAACUACGUACGCAAAGUAGCCGAGACUGCGUGUCAGCUCUACGUUUCCAAUGACAAGGUCAACGUCGCCGGCCUGGUGCUCGCCGGAUCGGCGGACUUCAAGACGGAACUAAGCCAGUCGGACAUGUUUGAUCCGAGGUUACAAGCAAAGGUCCUGAAGCUGGUGGACAUCUCGUACGGAGGAGAGAACGGUUUCAACCAGGCCAUUGAGCUCUCUGCCGAGGUCUUGUCCAAUGUCAAGUUCAUACAGGAGAAGAAACUGAUCGGAAGAUACUUUGAUGAGAUCAGUCAGGACACGGGGAAGUACUGCUUUGGUGUGGAGGACACCCUGAAGGCUUUGGAAAUGGGAGCCGCGGAGAUCCUCGUAGUCUACGAGAACCUGGACACCAUGCGUUACGUUCUGCGAUGCCAUGGUGCCGAAAGCACUGGAACAGAGAAUGAUGAGAAGACAUUGUUUUUGACCCCAGAGCAAGAGAAGGACAAAUCUCACUUCUCAGACAAAGAGACAGGACAAGAGCACGAGCUGAUUGAAAGCAUGCCUCUGCUGGAGUGGUUUGCCAACAACUACAAGAGAUUUGGAGCCACACUGGAGAUAGUCACCGACAAGAGCCAAGAGGGGUCACAGUUUGUUAAAGGCUUUGGGGGGAUCGGGGGGCUAUUGCGUUACCGGGUGGAUUUCCAGGGAAUGGAUUACACGGGCGCAGAUGAUGAGUUCUUUGAUUUGGAUGACUACUAGGUAGUCUGGACUGAACCAUGAAAGAGGGGAAAAUACAAAUGUAAGGCUUCAUCCAGACCAGACCAAUUGGGAGAAAAAGAACAUGCGAGUCCUCAAGAAGAAGAACAGAGCAAUGUGAAAAGUAAAAAAAAAAAAAAAAAAAAAAAA